CGCCAUCGUGCGUCAAAUCGACUUUUCCCGUCGAUAAUUGCUCGUGUGGCCUUGCUCGUUGCAGAUAAUUGAUACCACGCUGCAUCGUGCGCGAAUCGCAUAGCUGUUUGCAAUCGAGCACGAGUGGCAGAGCCUCGACACUGUGUAGAGUGGCAGACGCACUGCUGCAACGCCGUCGCAUCGCUACAGCAACCUCAGCUGAGCAAACGGACGCUGUUGCGCAACGCCGUCGCACAAUCGCUACAGCAGUAACGCCUUCAAGCGCUACAGCAGCAACGCAUUCGCACAAUCGCUACGGCAACGAUGCCGCGCCUCCUCGCCAUCCUAGCAACGACGCACGCGUUAAUAGCGCCGCCGAGCCAGCGACACGGCACGGCCCAACGAGCUAUAAAAAUAGUCGACCACGUCAAUAUGAAUCACGAAAAGGGCCGCCACGACCUCCUGAAGGCCUUUUACUUCGAUUUACUGGGUUUUGCGGUCGACCCGCGAAAGAUGGAGAACCUCGACAAGGGCAAGAAGACGCUCUGGGCCAACGCCGGCAUCGCGCAGCUGCACCUGCCCGAGGGUAAACCGGAAGCGCAGCCGUUGGAUGGGCGGCUGACGCUCGCGUACGCGGACCUAGAUCGCUUCGACGAGGCACGGUUAAAUGCCGCGCACGAGGCUCUGGAAGGGACGAAGUUCCAGAUGCGCGCGAACGCGGAUGGGUUCGACGUGAGUUGCCCCUGGGGCACGCCCAUGACGAUCAAAAUUGACGGAGAGGCCGCGGACCCGCGCGGCGUCCAGGACGGCGAGGCCUCGGCGCCGCUGCACAUGACGGACAUCGCGCUGCACGUGUCGCGCGGCGCGGACCUCGCGGGCGUGCAGCGCUUCUACACUAGCGUCAUGGGCGUGCCCGAGGGCGACUGCACAUUGGUCGCGGACCAGCUCCUGCAACUGAAGAUCGGCCCGGCCCAGACGCUGAGCUUCGUCGCGAAGCCUUUCGGGAAGGCGAACCACGCCGAAUUGGGUGAGGACGAGGAAGGCCGCCCGACGAACGGCGGCGUCCACAUCUCCAUGUAUGUUGAUGAUUUGGGAGCGGUCUACGACCGGGCCGACGCGCUCGACCUUGCCUACGUGAACUACCGAUUUAAAAGAAGGGCGCACACCAAGGACGAGGCCCUGGACCAGUGCAUGUUCCGCGUGCUGGACGUGAUCGACCCCGAUGCGCCGGAGAACGGUGCGAUAGUACAGGUGGAGCACGAAAUUCGGUCCUGCGUCAAGCCGGACGGGUCGAAGUACAAGUCCUGCCCGCUGCGGGAGGUAUAGGUUAAUUCA
Molecule: messenger RNA, 1314 nt
Organism: Pelagomonas calceolata
Lineage: Eukaryota; Pelagophyceae; Pelagomonadales; Pelagomonadaceae
Source: the annotation of a GenBank genome assembly